This is a messenger RNA of Nelumbo nucifera (sacred lotus), 2470 nucleotides long. RefSeq names its product luminal-binding protein 5. NCBI's taxonomy places the organism in Eukaryota, Viridiplantae, Streptophyta, Magnoliopsida, Proteales, Nelumbonaceae. Gene Ontology annotation, molecular function: ATP-dependent protein folding chaperone; ATP binding. The record is from RefSeq and is a predicted model, not a curated record.
CGCCCAUUCCAUUCUUCUGCGCUUCAGCUGCAACAACACUCAACGACUCGUGAACACAGAGAAAAACACAGACGGACGAGCGAGAGAGAACUUAGAUCUGCUUCAAAAUUUGGUCAUCUGGUUCCAACCAAAAUACCCUAGGCGUUCAAGCCAUGGAUGGCGUGUGGAAAAAACGCGGUUCUUUGAUCGUCUUAGGAAUUGUUCUGUUCGGAUGCCUGUCAGCCUUUGCUAUAGCAAAAGAAGAAGCUACCAAAUUAGGAACAGUCAUUGGGAUAGACCUUGGUACAACCUACUCUUGUGUUGGUGUCUACAAGAAUGGUCAUGUGGAAAUCAUAGCCAAUGACCAAGGAAACCGUAUCACUCCAUCUUGGGUUGCGUUCACUGACAGUGAGAGAUUGAUCGGUGAGGCAGCAAAGAAUCAGGCGGCUGUGAAUGCCGAGAGGACCAUCUUUGACGUCAAAAGACUCAUUGGAAGAAAGUUUGAAGACAAAGAGGUUCAGAAGGACAUGAAGCUUGUUCCAUAUAAGAUUGUGAACAAGGAUGGGAAACCUUACAUACAAGUCAAGAUCAAGGAUGGGGAAACGAAGGUCUUCAGUCCUGAGGAGAUCAGUGCUAUGGUUCUURUUAAAAUGAAGGAGACAGCUGAAGCAUUCCUUGGAAAGAAGAUCAAGGAUGCAGUUGUUACCGUUCCGGCAUACUUCAAUGAUGCCCAAAGGCAGGCUACAAAGGAUGCUGGUAUUAUUGCUGGACUCAAUGUUGCMAGAAUAAUCAACGAACCAACCGCGGCAGCCAUUGCCUAUGGCUUGGACAAGAAGGGUGGAGAGAAGAACAUCCUUGUGUUUGACCUUGGUGGUGGGACAUUUGAUGUCAGUAUUUUGACAAUUGACAAUGGUGUCUUUGAGGUUCUCGCCACAAAUGGAGACACUCACCUUGGAGGUGAGGAUUUUGACCAGAGAAUUAUGGAAUAUUUCAUCAAAUUGAUCAAGAAGAAGCAUAACAAAGACAUCAGCAAAGACAACAGGGCUCUUGGGAAGCUGAGGAGGGAGUGUGAACGUGCCAAGAGAGCUUUGAGUAGUCAGCACCAGGUCCGAGUGGAGAUUGAAUCUCUCUAUGAAGGCUUGGAUUUCUCAGAACCCUUGACCCGAGCUCGGUUUGAAGAACUGAACAAUGAUCUCUUCAGAAAGACCAUGGGCCCUGUGAAGAAGGCAAUGGAAGAUGCUGGAUUGGAGAAGCACCAAAUUGAUGAAAUUGUUCUUGUUGGUGGUAGUACCAGGAUUCCUAAGGUCCAGCAGCUUCUAAAGGAUUACUUCGAUGGUAAGGAGCCUAAYAAGGGUGUGAACCCAGAUGAAGCUGUUGCCUAUGGUGCUGCCGUACAGGGAAGCAUCUUGAGUGGAGAGGGUGGUGACGAGACUAAAGAUAUUCUUCUCUUGGAUGUUGCUCCUCUUACUCUUGGUAUUGAAACUGUGGGUGGAGUGAUGACAAAGUUAAUUCCCAGGAACACUGUUAUCCCAACUAAGAAAUCUCAAGUUUUCACUACAUAUCAGGAUCAACAGACCACGGUCUCUAUUCAGGUUUUUGAAGGUGAAAGGAGUCUUACCAAGGACUGCAGAAUGCUAGGGAAGUUUGAUUUAUCUGGCAUUCCUCCUGCACCAAGGGGUACUCCUCAGAUUGAAGUUACAUUUGAGGUUGAUGCCAAUGGUAUCYUAAACGUCAAGGCUGAAGACAAGGGAACAGGCCGCUCUGAGAAGAUUACCAUCACCAAUGACAAGGGUAGGCUGAGCCAGGAAGAGAUUGAACGGAUGGUCCGAGAGGCAGAGGAAUUCGCGGAGGAAGACAAGAAGGUGAAGGAGAAGAUUGAUGCCCGUAACAGCUUGGAGACUUACAUAUAUAACUUGAAGAACCAGAUCAGCGACAAGGACAAGCUCGCUGACAAGCUGGAGUCCGAGGAGAAGGACAAGAUCGAGACAGCAGUGAAGGAGGCCCUUGAGUGGCUGGAUGACAAUCAGAGCGCCGAGAAGGAGGAUUAUGAUGAAAAGCUUAAAGAGGUGGAGGCUGUGUGCAACCCAAUCAUCGCGGCUGUCUACCAGAGAACUGGUGGAGCCCCUGGUGGUGCAUCAGAUGGAGGGGAUGAUGACUCACAUGAUGAGCUUUAAAAAUAAUUUGAUUUUGUUUGACUUGCAUGGAUUCUGAGAUAGUUCACUGUAGAAAGCCUGGUAAUUUUACUUUUUUUUUUUUCUUUUGUGGGUUAAAAAGGGAAAAGAAAACUGUUAAUUGGAGAGUUACUGUAAGUUUCAAAUGGUUGAGGGCGGGAAUAGGGAAGAAAGAUCAUAAAGAGGGGAAACAAACACACUGGACUCCCCUGUGAUUGGUUGUAUUCUCCUUGGAAUUUUUGUAAUUUUGUGCCAGGUUUUGUCUUUUAAUUUUUGCAUUUUUCGGUAUAUGCUAAAACGAUUCGUAAUUUUAAGUGUUA